This is a messenger RNA of Biomphalaria glabrata, 3994 nucleotides long. Its product is annotated as ATP-dependent RNA helicase DHX8-like. Lineage: Eukaryota; Metazoa; Mollusca; Gastropoda; Planorbidae. Gene Ontology annotation, molecular function: RNA helicase activity; RNA binding; ATP binding. The coding region runs from base 121 to 3837 and encodes 1238 amino acids. The transcript is spliced from 23 exons. Gene Ontology annotation, biological process: mRNA splicing, via spliceosome; spliceosomal complex disassembly. The record is from RefSeq and is a predicted model, not a curated record. Gene Ontology annotation, cellular component: intracellular anatomical structure; catalytic step 2 spliceosome.
CUACAAGAUAACUAAAUUAAAUUGUUAAAUUAUAGCAUAAAACUAGAAUUAUAAGUCAUAAUAAGAUUAUAAUAUAAAAUAUAAGAAUAUAAGAUCUAGUCUAGAUCUAUAGAUCUAGAGAUGGAUGAAUUACAGAAACUUGAGUAUUUGUCUCUUGUAUCCAAAGUUUGCACUGAGCUCGAAAAUCACUUGGGAAUAAGUGAUAAAGAUUUAGCUGAGUUCAUAAUAGAUCUGGCUGAUAAAAACAAUACAUUUGUAAGUUUUAAAAAGGCUUUAGAAGAAAAAGAAGCACAAUUUUCAGAUUCAUUGAUUGCAAACUUGUUGCGGCUCAUUCAAAAAAUGAAGCCUAAACCCAAAAGUUUUGAAGAAGUAGAAAAAGAAUUGGAUACCAAAGAUGAUCCUGAUUUGAAAAAAAAAUUGUUUCCUGGAUUAGCAUUACCUAAUGAUCCAAAUGUUCGAAAAAUGCUGGAUGAUGAAAAUGGCUACUGCAGUGAAGAAGAUAGCAGCUUGAAAAAGAAACAUACUUCUCUGUUGGAAGAGGUUAAACCAAGCUCAUCUAAAGAAGGAGAUGCAUCAAUAGCUAACAACAUGAUGAUGGAAUUAGAGGCACUACUUGGUAGGGCUUCAAAGAAAGGUAGAGAAGGUGAUCAGAUGGAGAGAGAGAAAAAGAACAGAGACAGAAACCACAGAAGCCCUAGCCGUGACAGAAGUCGGAGUCGUGACAGGAAUCGUAGUCAUAGCCGAGAGAGGGAUAGAAAAAAGAAAAGACGUCGCUCAAGAAGCAGGCAACGUUCUAGGAGCAGGUCACCACGAAGUCGGCAUCGGCGUAGGAGUAAUUCUCGGUCACGUAGUAGGGAUAGAAGCAGAAGGAGCAAAGAUCGCAAUAUUAGGGACUCAGACAAAGUUAAAGCAAAAGACAAAUAUAGUGAUAUCCCAUUAGAGCCUUUAGUUGGUUCAAUCUAUGAAGGUAAAAUUACUUCCAUUCUACCAUUUGGUUGCUUUGUGCAGUUAGAGGGACUUCGUAAAAGGUGGGAAGGUCUUGUUCACAUAUCACAACUGCGCCGAGAGGGACGUGUAACCAAUGUUGGUGAUGUUGUUAGUAAAGGUCAGAAAGUCAAGGCCAAAGUUCUUUCUUUUACAGGCAACAAACCUAGUUUGUCCAUUAAGGAUGUUGAUCAGAAAACAGGAGAGGAUUUAAAUCCUGCGCGAUCAGGUGUCGGAGGUGAAGUUAGAGUAGAUGAUAACAUAGCUAGAAACCCUGAUCGACCUAAUACUCUACCAUUGGUGGAUGCUCCUGAGCUUGAAGAUGAAAAAUCUGAAAUGAAGACAUUUAAGCGAUUAUCCUCUCCUCAACGUUGGGAAUUGAAACAGUUGAUGGCUGCAGGAUGCAUUGAUUAUACAGAUUUGCCUGACUUUGAUGAAGAAACUGGACUUUUACCAAAGGAAGAUGAUUCUGAUGAAGAUGUUGAGGUUGAAAUGGUUGAGGAAGAACCUCCAUUUUUGCGUGGUCAUGGAAGACAGUGGGUUGAGCUCAGCCCAGUUAAAAUUGUGAAGAACCCUGAUGGCUCCUUGGCGCAGUCAGCUAUGAUGGGAAAUGCCUUACAAAAGGAAAGAAGAGAAAUGAAACAGGCUCAAAGAGAAGCAGAGGUGAACUCAGUUCCCACUGUACUUAAUAAUGAUUGGAUUGAUCCAAUGCCAGAGGAUGGGGGACGUACACUAAAUGCCAAUAUGAGAGGUGUAGGAAUGGCCCCAAAAGAAGAGCCUGAAUGGAAAAAACAUAUUAGUGGUGGAGCUAAGGCCUCCUAUGGCAAGAAAGAAAAGAAGUCCAUUAUUGAACAAAGACAAAGUUUGCCAAUCUACAAAUUAAAAGAUGACUUGCUAAAGGCAGUAUCAGACAACCAAAUUCUAAUUGUAAUUGGUGAAACAGGCUCUGGAAAGACAACCCAAAUUACACAGUAUCUUGCUGAGGCUGGCUACACAACAAAAGGAAAAAUUGGUUGCACACAACCCAGGAGAGUUGCUGCAAUGUCAGUGGCCAAAAGAGUUUCAGAAGAGUUUGGAUGUCGUUUAGGUCAAGAGGUUGGUUAUACUAUUCGUUUUGAGGACUGUACCAGUGCUGAAACUAAAAUUAAGUACAUGACAGAUGGUAUGUUACUCAGAGAAUGUUUGAUAGAUGGAGAUUUGACACAGUACGCGGUCAUUAUGUUGGAUGAGGCUCAUGAGAGAACAAUUCAUACUGAUGUUUUGUUUGGUCUAUUGAAACAGGCUGUAAAAAAAAGAUCAGAUUUGAAACUCAUUGUUACUUCUGCUACUUUGGAUGCAGUCAAAUUUUCACAAUACUUUUAUGAAGCUCCCAUCUUUACUAUUCCUGGACGAACUUAUCCAGUGGCUAUACUUUAUACAAAGGAAGCAGAAACAGAUUACUUGGAUGCUUCUCUUAUCACUGUGAUGCAAAUUCAUUUAACAGAACCACCAGGGGAUAUACUUUUAUUCUUGACUGGUCAAGAAGAGAUUGACACAGCUUGUGAGAUUCUGUAUGAACGAAUGAAAGCACUGGGCCCUGAAGUUCCAGAUCUGAUCAUUCUUCCAGUCUACAGUGCUUUACCUUCGGAGAUGCAGACACGAAUUUUUGAGCCUGCUCCACCUGGGUCCAGAAAGGUGAUCAUUGCUACAAACAUUGCUGAAACAUCAUUGACUAUUGAUGGUAUUUACUAUGUGGUUGAUCCAGGUUUUGUGAAACAAAAUGUGUACAAUUCAAAGACAGGAAUGGACCAACUUAUAGUCACUCCUAUUUCUCAGGCACAAGCUAAACAAAGAGCAGGCCGUGCUGGACGCACAGGUCCUGGAAAGUGCUACCGUUUGUAUACAGAACGUGCCUACAGAGAUGAGAUGUUAUCCACAAAUGUCCCAGAAAUUCAACGCACAAAUUUGGCUUCUACUGUACUCAGUUUGAAAGCUAUGGGCAUCAAUGAUUUGUUGUCUUUUGAUUUCAUGGAUGCCCCGCCCAUGCAAACUUUAAUUUCUGCCAUGGAACAGCUGCAUGCCCUGAGUGCACUUGAUGAUGAAGGUCUGCUUACUCGAUUAGGAAGAAGGAUGGCAGAGUUUCCUCUGGAGCCGAUGUUAUCCAAAAUGUUAAUCAUGUCAGUACACCUGGCCUGCAGUGAUGAGAUAUUAACCAUUGUUUCUAUGCUCAGUGUUCAAAAUGUCUUUUACAGGCCUAAGGACAAGCAAGCUGUGGCAGAUUCCAAGAAAGCAAAGUUUCAUCAGGCUGAAGGAGAUCAUUUAACUCUCCUUGCUGUGUAUAACUCUUGGAAAAACAAUAAAUUCUCCAGUCCCUGGUGCUAUGAAAAUUUUGUUCAGAUUCGAACUUUGAAGAGAGCACAAGAUGUUAGGAAACAGAUGUUGGGCAUUAUGGACAGGCACAAACUGGAUGUUGUCUCCUGUGGUAAAAAUACUGUGCGUGUACAAAAAGCUAUUUGCUCUGGCUUUUUCCGUAAUGCUGCCAAAAAGGAUCCUCAGGAAGGUUACAAAACCAUUGUUGACAGUCAAGUUGUUUACAUUCAUCCAUCGAGUGCCCUUUUCAACCGACAGCCUGAUUGGGUUAUUUACCAUGAAUUGGUUUUGACAACAAAAGAGUACAUGAGAGAAGUGACAGCAAUUGAUCCUAGGUGGCUAGUGGAGUUUGCUCCCAAGUUCUUUAAACACAGUGAUCCUACCAAACUCUCCAAACAAAAGAAGCAACAGAAAAUUGAACCUCUAUACAACAAAUAUGAAGAACCCAAUUCUUGGCGUAUUUCCAGAGCUUUUAGGAAAUUCCACACUAAAGUUACAUUUUAAGACAGUAUGGAAACUACUAACAUUUGUUUCAUAUACAAUAGAACUUUUUUUUUUUUUUUGUAUGUUAGAUUUUAACUUUGUAAACAAAAAAACACACAAAAAAGCCUACUGUACUAUAGUUUGUAAAUUGUUUUUUCAAAUAAAUCUGAUUAUAAUA